GGCGGCGCCCGUGCAGACUGGCCGGCCCGUGGACGCCUGAAAGUUCGAGCGAGUGCGAGCCUCUGAGGAGCCUCCCGUGAGCAGGUCCAACCCUGUCGGGCCCGGCGGGACGUGAGGGGAGGCUGGUGAGAUCGCCUCCCGGCCCCCCAAGCCCGGCGGAGGCUCCCGGGGUGUGAGGCUUCUCUGCAGGGCCCUCUUACCUUCUGAAGAAUGGCUCCUGCUUGGCAGAGGCUGGGCUCUCCUGCCUCCCUCCUUAUGCCAACCAUCAGCAAGUAUGGAAAGGGAAUAACAGUCUGUGCCCGAAGCAUUUAUAGUGCCACAGGGAAGUGGACGAAAGACUACACGCUCCAGACAAGAAAGGACGUGGAGAAAUGGUGGCACCAGCGGAUAAAAGAUCAGGCCUCCCACGCUUCUGAAGUGGAUAAGUCAAAGCCCAAGUUCUACGUGCUGUCCAUGUUCCCUUAUCCCUCGGGUAAGCUGCACAUGGGCCAUGUUCGAGUCUACACCAUCAGUGACACCAUCGCACGCUUCCAGAGAAUGAGAGGCAGGCAGGUCAUCAACCCUAUGGGAUGGGAUGCAUUCGGGCUGCCUGCUGAGAACGCAGCCAUAGAGAGGAAUUUACAUCCAGAAAGCUGGACCCAGAGGAACAUCGAACACAUGAGGGGCCAGCUAGAACACCUGGGCCUUUGCUUUAGCUGGGAUCGAGAAAUUACCACGUGUUUUCCAGAUUACUACAAAUGGACUCAGUACCUCUUUGUUAAACUCUAUGAAGCUGGACUUGCCUAUCAAAAGGAGGCUCUGGUUAACUGGGAUCCAGUGGAUCAGACGGUGCUGGCCAACGAGCAGGUGGAUGAGCAGGGCCGCUCGUGGCGCUCGGGCGCAAAGGUGGAGCAGAGGUACCUGAGACAGUGGUUUCUGAAGACCACCGCCUACGCAAAGGCCAUGCGGGACGGGCUGGCAGACCUUCCAGAGUGGUAUGGCAUCAAGGGCAUGCAGGCCCACUGGAUCGGGGACUGUGUGGGCUGCCAUCUGGACUUCACGUUAAAGGUUGAUGGCCGAGAUACUGGAGAAAAGCUGACAGCAUACACAGCCACCCCCGAGGCCAUAUAUGGCACCUCCCAUGUGGCCAUUUCUCCCAGCCACAGGCUCCUGCAUGGGCACAGCUCUUUGAAGGAGGCUUUUCAGAAGGCCCUGGUACCUGGCCAAGAUUGUUGUACACCGGUGACAGCCGUGAACAUGCUCACCCAGCAGGAGGUCCCUGUCAUUAUUGUGGCCAGACCUGACUUAGGAGGCUCUCUGGACUCAAAAAUAGGGAUUCCUACCACCAGCCCGGAGGAUGCUCUUCUGGCGCACACACUGGGCUUGUCCUACACUGAUGUCAUCGAAACUCUACCAGAUGGCACAGAAAGACUGUGUUCCUCUGCUGAGUUUACAGGCAUGACCCGCCAGGAGGCCUUUCUAGCCCUGACUCAGAAAGCCCGAGGGAAGAGAGUGGGCGGCGAGGUGACGAGUGACAAACUGAAGGACUGGCUGAUCUCCCGGCAGCGGUACUGGGGCACGCCGAUCCCCAUCGUCCACUGCCCGGCCUGCGGCCCUGUGCCCGUGCCCCUGCAGGACCUGCCUGUGCCCUUGCCCAGCGUCAAGUCUCUCACCGGCAAGGGAGGCUCACCGCUGGCUGCAGCUUCCGAGUGGGUGAACUGCGCCUGUCCUAGGUGCAAAGGGGCAGCCACUAGGGAGACAGACACGAUGGACACCUUCGUUGACUCGGCCUGGUACUACUUGAGAUACACGGACCCUCACAAUCCUCACAGUCCCUUCAGCCCGGCACUGGCUGAUUACUGGAUGCCGGUGGAUUUGUACAUUGGUGGAAAAGAACAUGCCGUCAUGCAUUUGUUCUAUGCGAGGUUCUUCAAUCAUUUUUGCCAUAAUCAAAAAAUGGUCAAACACAGGGAGCCAUUUCACAAGCUGCUGGCCCAAGGCCUCAUCAAGGGGCAGACAUUCCGCCUGCCGUCGGGACAGUACCUGCAGAGAGAGGAGGUGGACCUGACAGGUUCUGCUCCUGUUCACGCACGAACGAGAGAGAAGCUGGAGGUGACGUGGGAGAAGAUGAGCAAGUCCAAGCACAAUGGUGUGGACCCUGAGGAAGUCGUAGCCCAGUACGGGAUCGACACGAUUCGCCUCUACAUCCUCUUCGCUGCCCCUCCCGAGAAGGAUAUCUUGUGGGAUGUGAAGACCGAUGCCCUUCCUGGGGUGCUGAGGUGGCAGCAACGUCUGUGGUCCCUGACAACACGAUUUCUAGAGGCCAGGGCCGGUGGCACGGCGCCCCAACCUCAGAUGCUGAGCAGUCAGGAGAGAGCCGAGGCCAGCAAGAUCUGGAAGUACAAGAAUGCAGUCAUCUCUCAGGUGACUUCCCACUUCGUGGAGGACUUCUGUCUGAAUUCUGCAAUUUCUCAGCUGAUGGGACUCAGUAGUGCCCUCUUGCAAGCCUCUCAGAAGGUCGUUGUCCACAGCCCCGAGUUUGAGGAUGCUCUGUGCGCACUGCUGGUGAUGGCUGCCCCCAUGGCCCCCCAUAUCACCUCCGAGCUCUGGGCAGGCCUGGCACUGGUGCCCAAGAAACUGUGUGACCACUAUGCCUGGGAUACUGGGGUGCUCCUUCAGGCUUGGCCCACCGUGGACCCAGAGUACCUCCAACAACCUGACAUUGUGCAGAUGGCUGUUCUGAUCAACAAUAAAGCCUGCGGCAAGAUCCCCGUGCCCCAACAAGUGGCCCAGGACCCAGACAAAGUUCACGCACUUGUUCUGCAGAGCGAGCUGGGAGUGAGGCUCUUGCAAGGGAAAAGCAUCAAGAAGGCUUUCCUCUCCCCCAGGACCGCCCUCAUCAACUUCCUGGUGCAGGAGUAACCCUGGGCAGGGGCGGGCCCAGAGGAGCCUCCUUCCUUCCUUCCUUCUUUCCUUCCUUCCUUCCGGGACAGCUGGAAGAAAAGGGAAAGUCACGUGGUUGGUGAUAUUGGCUGGGCACGAGGAUAGAGGAGAGUCCAGGAAGUGCCUGGGUAUUGUGGCCUAGUGCAGGAGAGAGGGUGAACGUGGGCUAAGGAGAAACAGGGCAGAGUUCACACAGCCUUCCCUCCUCCCCCGCCUCCUGGGCAGGGUGAGGAAGCCAUCUGACUCCGUUAAAAGACACUGGAAUCUGUGGGGUGGGCUCAGGGAAGAGAAGAGGAGCGAUGCAGCCUCUCGAUCCCGGUGAUGGCGCUGCCUUCUCUUUGGACCCCUCAGACCCGGGGAGCCGCCUGACAGUCAUGCUGAGCCUCCUGAUGGCGCUGGCUGACCUCCCAGCUCGCAGGCUAAUGAGGAAACCAUUCGGGCCGCAGCCAAACAGCCAGUGUGAAGAGAUGGACACUCAGGGCCUUCCGAAAUUGCUCCGACCCAGCACUGGUAGCUUAGACCUGUAAGUGUCAGCUACUCAGGAGGCUGAGACCUGAGGAUCACAGUUCAAAGCCAGCCCAGUCACAAACGUCUACGAUACUCUCAUCUCCAAUGAACUACUCAAAAACUGCAAG
Perognathus longimembris pacificus (Pacific pocket mouse) is the source of this 3557-nucleotide messenger RNA. RefSeq names its product leucyl-tRNA synthetase 2, mitochondrial (gene Lars2). Gene Ontology annotation, cellular component: mitochondrion. The record is from RefSeq and is a predicted model, not a curated record. Gene Ontology annotation, molecular function: leucine-tRNA ligase activity; aminoacyl-tRNA deacylase activity; ATP binding. Bases 211 to 2901 code for a protein of 896 amino acids. Gene Ontology annotation, biological process: leucyl-tRNA aminoacylation; mitochondrial translation. NCBI's taxonomy places the organism in Eukaryota, Metazoa, Chordata, Mammalia, Rodentia, Heteromyidae. The transcript is spliced from 21 exons.